AUUGCGAAGUGGUACCGGAGAGAGUGCUUUGUGUGCAUGCUUUAGCGGCCUGUUUACGUAAUUUUAUGUCUAGAAGAUGUCGUGGUAACAGGGAUAUAAGCCAUGAGCGAUAUCCGCCAUUCCCUCCUGAGGCGAGAUGCCCUUAGCGCUGCCAAGGAGGUCCUGUAUCACUUGGACAUUUAUUUCAGCAGCCAGCUUCAGAACACCGCUGUUCCCAUUGUGGAUAAGGGCACCAUCGAACUGGUGGAGGAGUUCAUCUUCCACGUUCCAAAAGACCGCAGUGUGCAACCAAAGAGGAUGAACUGCCUUCAAGAGCUGCAGUUGCUGGAGAUCAUGUGCAGUUACUUCCAGGAGCAGAGCAAGGAUGCAGUCCGACAGAUCAUCUUCUCCGCCCUUUUCAGCCCCCAGGGCAACAAGGCUGAUGACAACAGGAUGGCUAUGCUGGGCAAAUUGGUGUCCAUGGCAGUGGCUGUCUGCAGAGUGCCGAUUCUAGAGUGUGCUGCGUCAUGGCUGCAGAGGUCCCAUGCGGUCUACUGUGUGCGGCUUGCCAAGGUCUUGGUGGAUGAUUACUGCAGCUUAGUUCCAGGUUCAGUGCAGACACUCCAGCAGAUCUUCAGCGCCAGCCCACGAUUCUGCUGUCAGUUCAUUACAGCUGUGACAGCCCUCUAUGACCUCUCCUCAGAGGACCUCAUCCCCCCUUUUGACUUGCUGGAGAUGGUGGUGACCUGGAUCUUCGAUGAUCCCCGUCUGACCCUCAUCACUUUCCUCAACACGCCCAUCUCUGCCAACCUGCCCCUCGGCUGUCUGGACCUCACGCCGCUAUUGGGGCUGGUGCGCUGGUGCGUCAAGUCCCCUUUGGCCUACAAGAAGAACCUAAAGCCUUCCCUGUCCAAUGGCCACACAGGCAAACUCCCCAGAGAGGCCGUGGAGUGCGAGGGGGCCGACAGGGACUCGCAGCCUCUGUAUUCUAAGCUGCAUCUGAGCGUCUUGCAGGUCCUCAUGAUGCUGCAGGUGCACUUAACAGAGAAGAACCUCAUUGGCCGCCUGGGACUCCUGCUUUUUGAGCAUGUGGCUCAGCUCGUGGAAGAGCUGGGCAGGUUGGUGGAUGAACUGAACCCUCUGAAUGCCACCAAAGAAAUUGAGCUGUCUUUGGAUAGACUGGCUCAGGCACUGCAAGUUGCCAUGGCAGCAGGAGCAUUGCUGUGCGGAAGGGAAGACCUGAGGUCACUUUGUUCCAGGCUGCCCCACAAUAACUUGCUUCAGCUGGUCAUGUCAGGCCCGGUCCAGCAGCCACCUCACUCUCCAUAUCAACCCGGCUUUUACCCCCACAUCCACACACCCCCUCUGGGCUACCCUCCUCGGCCUGCCGCUGUUGCCCACCCCACUAUUUCAGCACAUGCCCCUCUUCCCGCUCACACUGCACACCCAGCUCACAACACACACCCCUCUCACCCCUCACAGACUUUCCUACCAGGGAUGACCUUUCCUUACCGCCCAAUCCGCUAGUGGUGACUUGGAUCUAAAAAGCGGCACUGUUUGUAUCGAAAAGAAAGCAAACAGUGGGACAGCCAUACUUGCAGUAUGAACAUGGUAUUCUUUAAGGUGGUAUUCUGAAAAGUAGCGUUAUUUACUGGCCAACCAGCCUGGCUCACUGGCUCACACUC
This is a messenger RNA of Megalops cyprinoides (Indo-Pacific tarpon), 1664 nucleotides long. It is a transcript of the gene ints15, whose product is annotated as chromosome 1 C7orf26 homolog. The transcript is spliced from 7 exons. The coding region runs from base 103 to 1506 and encodes 467 amino acids. Lineage: Eukaryota; Metazoa; Chordata; Actinopteri; Elopiformes; Megalopidae. The record is from RefSeq and is a predicted model, not a curated record.